UCGGUAACGAAAUUGGGAACGAAAUUGGGUAACAAAAAAUGAAACAUUUGAUGGUUGUGUAGAGUGAGUGUGUAUCGUUUCGUUGUUUAAGGGGGGGAGGGAUUUGGGUAGAGUGAGUGUGUAUCGUCAUCGUUUAAGCGUUUGAAUAAUUUUAUCGUCAGUAUUAAUAAGAGCGUCAAGAUGGAAGGAGGUGAGAAAACGAGCUCAACCGAACGCGUGCGAUGCAUCGCAAAAGAAAGAAAAUUUUAAAUUCUGAGUCAUCUAAAAUAAAACAGCCUCUUAGUGGUGCAGAGCGUAAAAGGCUAUGUUUGGAAAAACAAAGGGUUGAUGGCGCGAUGGGUUGGUUGGUCAAUUAUAUGAAUAUCUCGACGCGUUAACGGAGCGGUUGGUUUCGCCAAGAUUGCCAUUUCUUACGACUAGACAACUUCGAUGGUUUCCGGGUGCAAAAAAACUAGUGCCGAUGCUAUGUUCUAUAAGAAAGUAAUGAAGCAAAUUCAGUUCGCUUCGGACAGUUCAAGUGUGCAGAUUUAUUGUAUUAACAAAAUUUAUAAAAAUAUAUUAUUGUAUUAACCAAAUUUAUAAAAAUAUAAUAUUGUAUUAACAAAAUUUAUAAGAAUAUAUUAUUGUAUUAACGAAAUUUAUAAGAAUAUAUAAGAGUAAGAAUGGCGUCGACAUCUAAAAACAUUGCUUUAUCUGCUAGUAGCGACGACGAAGAUUAUGAUGUAUCCAUUGAUACUGAAAAUUUGUAUCUACUUCAGCCAAAGGAUGGUGAAUUAGAAAACGAGGUUGUGGAGAAAUGUAUAUCAGAGGUGAAGGAAAGUGAAGGAAUUAUAACAAAGGAGUUGGAAUAUGUUGCCUUUAAACGGAAGUUUCAUCCGAAUGUUAUCAACCGGUUCAAUUAUACUCAGUAUAAUUAUAAAAAUCCCAUAAAGUUUGCUGUAAUUGGAAACUCAUAUGGCGUAUGCGUGAGUAAUUUGGAGGAUUUUUCUACAAAAACUGUCAUGGAAAGUUUGAAUUCGUUAGAAGCGAAACAUCGUGUGUCGGUAUUGAUGCCCACUGCUUGGCAUGCGGAAACCAAAAAAUUGAUGACCAGCGUUAUUGAAGGUUUCAUAACCGAUUUGCGGAAACUUUCAACAAAAUCAAAGGAUUUGGAGAACAAUUUAAAAAAACAUAAUAUAAAGUUUAGUGAUAUGCCUGAUAUAUUGAACAAAUUAAAAACUAGAUAUAUCACUGGUUCCAGUAUACGACAAGGAAAAACAUCACCCGGUGUAUUUGGCGUACGCCUAUUCACAUCACAAACACCACCAGCAAAAAUUUUGUCACCGGUUCUUGAGCUUAAGGGGGACAGUAUAGUUGAAAGCAAGUGGGAAAAAUUGUCUACUCCAAAUUAUAUGUAUUCGGUUAUAAUCGUCAAAUUUACUGGGUUUAAGAUAACAAAAUCUGGGUUAUCUUUAGAUCUAGCUGUCGAUUGUUUGCUGUACAAGAAAAUGCAACGCUCACAUGAGAAACCUGAGUCAUCAUAUUUACGAGCAAGCGUUGUCGUUAAAAGGAGAGCAACUGAAAGCGAUGAUGACAGCAGUGACGAACACUGCCAUCAAAUUAAAAAAAUAUAAAUUCUAAUUUAUACAAAAAAAUUGAGAAAAAAAAAUAAAAAUAUAUUUAA
Messenger RNA from Eupeodes corollae, 1663 nucleotides. RefSeq lists its product as uncharacterized. The record is from RefSeq and is a predicted model, not a curated record. The transcript has 2 exons. NCBI's taxonomy places the organism in Eukaryota, Metazoa, Arthropoda, Insecta, Diptera, Syrphidae. The coding region runs from base 663 to 1613 and encodes 316 amino acids.